Capsicum annuum is the source of this 1008-nucleotide messenger RNA. Its product is annotated as probable glutathione S-transferase. The record is from RefSeq and is a predicted model, not a curated record. Bases 163 to 822 code for a protein of 219 amino acids. Gene Ontology annotation, molecular function: glutathione transferase activity. Gene Ontology annotation, biological process: glutathione metabolic process. NCBI's taxonomy places the organism in Eukaryota, Viridiplantae, Streptophyta, Magnoliopsida, Solanales, Solanaceae. The transcript is spliced from 2 exons. Gene Ontology annotation, cellular component: cytoplasm.
CCCGAGGUAGAACGCCCAAUUUGGAAAAAGAAAAGAUAAAGGUAUACGUAAGGUGUAUCAUCAAUUUGACUUAUCUUCAACACAGAUCUCUCUCUCACACAUAUAUAUGCAUAUUCUGUGGUCUACAUUUCUUGCAAAACAACACAAUCCCUAUAGUAAAAAAUGGGUGAUGAAAUUGUCCUUUUGGAUACCCAUGUGAGUGUAUUUGGGAUGAGGGUGAGGAUUGCCCUGGCUGAAAAGGGGAUCCAAUAUGAAUACAAAGAGCAAGACUUGUUGAACAAAAGCACUUUACUCCUACAAAUGAAUCCAAUUCACAAGAAAAUACCAGUGUUGAUCCACAAUGGAAAACCAAUAUGUGAAUCACACAUAAUUGUUGAGUAUAUAGAUGAAGUUUGGAAGGACAAAUCGCCUUUGUUACCUUCUGAUCCUUACAAGAGAGCUCAUGCUAGGUUUUGGACUGAUUAUAUUGGAAAAAAGAUCUAUGAUGCUGGAAUGAAAAUUUGGAGCUCAAAAGUGGAAGUACAUGAAACAGCCAAUAAAGAAUUCAUAAAUUGUUUGAAGGUGUUGGAAGGGGAGUUGGGGGACAAACCAUACUUUAAUGGAGAAAAUUUUGGGCUUGUUGAUAUGGCCUUUAUUCCUUUCUAUAGUUGGUUUCCUGUUUAUAAAAAACUUAGCAACUUAAACAUAGUAGAAGAGUGUCCUAAGUUUGUGUCAUGGGCUAAGAGGUGUAUGCAAAAGGAUAGUGUCUCUAAGUGUCUUGUUGAUCCUGAUGCAAUCUAUGAUUUUAUUGUCAUGUUCAGACAGAAGAUCGGCGUUGCCUAAACGACAAAGAUGGAUCUAGAGCGGGUUCUGUUGGUUCAACUGAACAUGUUAUUUCUAGUUAGUACUGUAAUAAGAUGAUUUGCCUAUGUUAGUUGUGUUUGUGUUGAUGACUUCGUAUGCUUUAUUCAGUGAAUAAUGUAGUAUUAGGAGAUUUUGCUUUCUAAUAAGAGAUCAAUUUUCUUCCAA